Messenger RNA from Corylus avellana, 2205 nucleotides. RefSeq names its product DA1 (gene DA1). Lineage: Eukaryota; Viridiplantae; Streptophyta; Magnoliopsida; Fagales; Betulaceae. Gene Ontology annotation, molecular function: ubiquitin binding. The record is from RefSeq and is a predicted model, not a curated record.
CACAUGCACUAAUAUAUGCAUUCCAAACGUUAGCAAAUAUUCAAUGCCCAACUGGGUUUGAUGAACCUUCGUCAAAUCCUUUUUGGGUUGUGUCCAAAACCAUAUCAAAGUGUAUAUUUUCUCCAAAUUUGACUUUUGAAAUUGCGUACAAUCCAAGUACCCUUUCAUUCUUUACAUACUUGGGAAUUCCUUAUACAUGUGAAAGAUCUUAAAAUUUUUUUCUUGUUCCCAAUUUUUUUCCCGGAACAUCUUUAUUUUUUUUGCUCUGCUAGAUUCUGCUUCGGGUUGCGAGAGAUAAAGGGUGUCUUUGUGUUUUCUUUGUUGUUGCUUUUUUGUGAAUAGAUUAUGAGCUUUUACCCGAAAAGAGAGAAAGAAAGAAAGGAAGGGUGUGCAUAAUCUUUGUUUAUUUUUUUCUUCCUGAACUCUGUAAUUGUAAUAGCUGCUUUUGAGCGACUUGGGAUCUUAGCUGAUCUGGGUCUCAUCUGCUUCAACCAGUACUGCAGGCUAUUGAUUUGUUUGAGGUAAAACCUUCAUUGACCAUGAACAGAUAACAUUACGCAUUAUGGGUUGGUUUAGCAAAAUUUUGAAGGCCUCCGGCCUUAAAGAUUCAGAAGAGCAUGGCCAUGCAAAUUAUGGAGGAGAUCCAAAUCGUUAUGCACCUACUAGUUCAGAGGAUAUGGCGCCAGAGAGCGAGAAUGAAGAUAUGGAUCGUGCAAUUGCACUAUCUCUUUUCGAAGAAAGUCAAAGGGGAAGAAACGUGAUUGAUCAUGAUUCUCAAUUGGAGGAUGAUGCACAACUUGCCCAAGCUAUUCAAGAAAGCCUAAAUGUGGAGUCUCCUCCCCGAUAUGGAUAUGGAAAUAUGUAUCAACCUGCCCCAUUCUACUUCCCUAUGGGGGGGUUAAGGAUCUGUGCUGGUUGCUGCACUGAGAUUGGUUAUGGACGAUAUCUGAAUUGCCUGAAUGCAUUUUGGCAUCCUGAAUGCUUCCGGUGCUAUGCUUGCAACCUACCGAUUUCUGAUUGUGAGUUCUCUACAUCUGGAAAUCAUCCAUAUCAUAAAUCUUGCUACAAGGAGAGUUACUACCCAAAAUGUGACGUUUGCAAGCACUUUAUUCCAACAAACAGUGCUGGUCUAAUUGAAUAUAGGGCACAUCCGUUUUGGGUCCAGAAAUACUGCCCUUUUCAUGAACAUGAUGGUACUCCUCGAUGCUGCAGUUGUGAGCGAAUGGAGCCACGAGACACAAGAUAUGUUCCCCUUGAUGAUGGUCGAAAGCUUUGUCUGGAGUGUCUGGAGUCUGCAAUCAUGGAUACCACUGUAUGCCAACCCCUAUAUCUUGACAUACAAGAAUUUUAUGAAAGUUUAAAUAUGAAAGUGGAGCAGCAAGUUCCGUUACUCUUGGUCAAAAGAGAGGCACUAAAUGAAGCAAGAGAAGGAGAAAGGAAUGGCCAUUAUCACAUGCCCGAGACUAGAGGACUCUGCCUUUCUGAGGAGCAAACUAUCAGCACUAUUUUAAGGCGGCGGCCAAGGACUGGGGCAGGAAAGCGAGCCAUGAAGACGAUAACAGAACCCUACAAACUAACGCGUCGUUGUGAGGUUACUGCAAUUCUCAUCUUGUAUGGUCUUCCAAGGUUGCUUACCGGAUCAAUCCUAGCUCAUGAGAUGAUGCAUGCGUGGCUGCGUCUUAAAGGUUACCCAAAUCUCAGUCAAGAUGUUGAGGAAGGUAUCUGUCAGGUUCUGGCUCACCUGUGGUUGGAUACCAAGCUCAAGUCUGGAUCAGGAAGCAAUGUUGCAUCAACCUCAUCAUCUGCUUCCACCGCAUUGAAAAGGGGUACAGGAUCACAAUUUGAAAGGAAACUUGGGGAGUUCUUUAAACAUCAAAUUAAAUCAGACAUUUCCCCGGUGUAUGGAGACGGAUUCAGAGCUGGCCAACAGGCGGUGAAUAAAUAUGGUCUUCAAAGUACCCUUGAGCACAUACGGAUGACGGGGACCUUUCCUUAUUGAGGUCCCUGGAUGUAGAUGGUGCCUCUUUUCUUUAUCGCUGAGUUUAGAGCUUGGCCUUUUCAUAUUAGAUCCUUAGGCCAAAGCGCAUAGGAACAACUCUCUAUAGAAUAGUUUUGAGAAGUGCUAAUUUUCUGCCAUGUGUAAUGCCACUACUUUACUUUUUCUUUAACAAAUUAAUCAAUUGAUAAUUUAAUUAUUAUCUUCCA